This is a messenger RNA of Penicillium riverlandense, 960 nucleotides long. Its product is annotated as putative pathogenicity factor. The transcript has a single exon. The record is from RefSeq and is a predicted model, not a curated record. NCBI's taxonomy places the organism in Eukaryota, Fungi, Ascomycota, Eurotiomycetes, Eurotiales, Aspergillaceae. Bases 1 to 960 code for a protein of 319 amino acids.
AUGACCCCAUCGCCAGAUGGGAUGCACUUCCGCAAAGUGGUGUCGCAUGUCUUCGGCCGCAACAAGGCCUCAACCAAGCUCUUCCCACCGAGCGUAUGGGUGCAUUACUGCCGGAAGCACUACCAGCGUGCCAGAUACAGGGCCGACCAAUGGCCAUUCACGCAGUGCGAGCUGCUCGUCGAAUCACUCAACCGGAUGCAGACGUGGGGAGGCGUGGAGAGCUUCGAGUUGAUUCUUCGGCGCCGUGAGAUGUUGCGGGUGGACAAUGGGGACGACAGCUCCGACAAUGCGAGAGCGUCCAAGACCUCAAAGAAGGCACCGAGUGGACGCAAGAACCCCACGGCGAUCAUUGCGCCAGUGCCAGACUGGCUUCGCGCGCACGUGGGCCGAGACAAGACCUUUGAGGAUAUUCGCCAGAUCGUCUCCCGGAUCCGCCAGCAUCUGCUGAUGGUCCGUGACGCCGAGCGAGCCCGGAGCGUCCAGCAGUCGACUGACGGCCCAGCAACCGCCAAUGGUUCGCAGCACGGCGUUCCGUACCGACGAGGCGGUAUGGCGGCUGCUGCUGCUGCUGCCGCCGCUGCCACGACCGGCACUGCGAAUUCGAACAAUAACGGCACCGGCAGCCACCGUCGCCAGCAGGCGAGCCGCGUUCGGUUCCCGGACAUCGAAGUUCUGCCAACCUUCCGGCCUUGGGUGCUCGAUGCAGCGCUCCAGGAGAGGGGCAGCGGCGAGCACCCAAGUGAGCACGAGGGCGCGAAUGGACAUGUCCGGGGUGAAACCGGCCGGCUGGGUCAUGGCGACGAGGCCGAUGCCCCGGGUGCCCACGAUGGAGAAACCAUGGUCCCCGGACCAGACCUUGCAGAUCUUCCGGAAUCUCAGAAUAGGACCUCUCGGAGGCUGUUCUUGCGAAUUUCGAAGCGCGGGUCUGUCAAGAAACCCAGAGACCGUGGGGACUUCUGA